GUGACAUCAGGAAGUAGGCGACUUGCCAGUUCAACUUACUAUAAGUACUUCGUCAAUCGUUCCAUCAGCUCAGUUUGAAUCCUUCGCUCAGGUUCUCAUACUCUUAAAAUCAGCAUCAAAUACGUCUCAUCUUCUAAGCUUCAGCUGGCUCGAUUUAAUUUACCUCUUUAAGAAUUCCUCAAGUAACAUCACUGAAGAUGGCUAAAGGCGCAAACUCUCCUCAACGCCCUCGAUACUGGCUUCUUACGUCUCCUCGUACUGCCUCCAACCUGUUGGUCAAGAUGCUCAACCUCGACGACCAGAACGUACGUCCUGCCAGCCACGGAGGAUACUUCUUCCUUCCAUCUUUGCCCAAGCACUUCUUGGUAGCUGAGAAGCCUAUGGACACAUGGACGGAGGAAGAGAGUGCGACAGUGAACAAGGUAAUCCAGGAAUGCUCUGAAAGAUUCCAAGAUUAUAUCGCCGCGGCCGAGAAGGAAGGUCAGGUUAUUUAUGUAAAGGAACACUCUAUCAUGUUGAACCAUCCUCGUUGCGAGGAUACUUAUGUCAAUGGCUCAACGGGAUCUCAGAAAGAGGCGGUACCACUUCCCAUGAUGGGCAUCACUCAACCGACUCGGUCACCACUCAAUCUCACACUGUUUCCAGAUGAGUUUCUCAAGACGUGGAAUCCGACUUUUCUCAUCCGCCACCCUGCUCUGAUGAUACCGUCUUUGUACCGCACAUGUUUCGGCAAGAUGGAAUGGGAGGGUUUCAAGCGCCCAAGAAAGGAGCCCAUGACAGCAGAAGUCACUAUGAAGUGGCACAGAACAUUGUACGACUUCUUCUCUGAGCACUUUGCGAACGACAGUAUUUGGCCUAUCGUCAUUGAUGCCGACGAUGUUAUGACAUGCCCUCAACUGGUAGGAAAGUAUGCACAGUUGACAGGUCUUGACGAGAGCAAAGUCCGCUACUCAUGGGAUAAGGCAGGAGAGGAAGAACUGAACAAGCUGAGCCACGUGGAGCAGAGGAUGCUUAGCUCUAUCAACGCUAGUACCACGAUUGACCAGAGUAAAGUCGCUGGGAAAGUUGAUAUUGAUCAGGAGGUAGUCAAGUGGAAGGCCGAGUUUGGCGAAGAAGGGGCGCAAAAGCUUGAGCGAUGGGUGAGAGACGCUAUGCCAGACUAUGAGUUUCUGCAUUCCAGGAGACUCAGGUUGGAGCAAGAGUAGUAGGUCACAUGACUAAGGGUCCAAAUGUACCGGUGGUGGAAGAUAUAUCAUAAGGUUAUCGAACUCAACAUCAGGUCUACAGAGUCGCACAAGGUAAUCAAUUCAAUAAGAUGUUUCUAA
Molecule: messenger RNA, 1325 nt
Organism: Fusarium oxysporum Fo47
Lineage: Eukaryota; Fungi; Ascomycota; Sordariomycetes; Hypocreales; Nectriaceae
Exons: 1
Coding region: 198-1205 (335 amino acids)
Source: RefSeq, a predicted model, not a curated record